This is a messenger RNA of Acanthaster planci (crown-of-thorns starfish), 1631 nucleotides long. Its product is annotated as glutathione peroxidase-like. The record is from RefSeq and is a predicted model, not a curated record. NCBI's taxonomy places the organism in Eukaryota, Metazoa, Echinodermata, Asteroidea, Valvatida, Acanthasteridae.
CCCUUGAUCUGUGGUGUGUACAACAAUGGAACAACCACUGUGCCCAAGUUAUAAAAGGUAGACCGUAGAUCUAAUUAAAGUUACUAAAACUCAGGAUUCUGCUGGGUUCAGCGGAAUGGACCGGCCGAGUUUAGCGGGCCUGGCGCUCGCUUUGACCCUCCUGGCUCUGCCUGGAGGGUCGAAGGCUUUCCUGGACUCCAUGUGUAACUCGACGCAGCCCAUUUACGACAUCUCCGUCACUGCGCUCAACGGGUCAAGCUACAAGCUGUCCCAGUACAAAGGCAAGGUGUUGGUGAUCGUCAACGUAGCCAGCUUCUGAGGGCUGGCCACCCCUCAGUACCCCGCCUUGAAUGCACUCCGAAAGGCGUACGAGGGAAAGAUCGAGAUUCUAGCCUUCCCAUGCAACCAGUUCCUGCUUCAGGAGCCAGAAGCCAACGGCGAGAUUCUCAACUUGAUCAAGUACGUCCGUCCUGGUGGAGGGUUUGCACCGACAUUCCCCAUGCACCAGAAGAUUGAAGUUAAUGGGAAAAACACUCAUCCACUCUACAAAGCACUGAAGAGUGUCUGUCCGGCCGUCAAGGAGGAAAUUGGUGACCCAUCCAACUUCUACUGGUCUCCCAUCAGCAACAACGACAUCACUUGGAACUUUCAAAAGUUCCUCAUCGAUUCCAACGGGAUCCCUUAUAAGCGCUACGAUCCCCUGGUGGGCCCCUCCAUGCUGAAGACGGAUAUUGACUUGUUGCUCAAAAAGUCCUCGUAACUUUUUUCAAAAGCAGAGACAUUCUCUAGCUCUUUGCAUUGCAUCAGAUUUCUAGAUGCCUGACUUUUUCUUUACUGUUUUACCAUGAAAUUUCUUCCCCUUUCAGAGAGUUGUCAAAAGCCCAGUUCAGAUUCUGUGCACCCACUUUUGAAAAGCCACUUCUCAGAGACGAAUUUAUUUGAGUUCAAAACCACAAAGUAUUCCUGAACAAAAGGCCACGUUCAAAACACUUGGCUACGGCUUGGAAUUCCACAUGACCCUAUGGGAACUGGCUGCAGCUACUGUCAUAGACUUGUGUAAUUUCAAGCUGCAGCCAAGUGAUUCAGACAUGGCCAAAGGUACCAGUUCAGUGGAAAUCAGUGGGAAUCAGUCAAGUGUUUUCUAGGCAAAUACAUUUUGUGUAAAGCACCAUUCUCAGCUUGGCAUCUCUAUGAAACUGGCCCCUCCCGAUUCCCCCCCCCCAAAAAAAAUUUAAAUGAUGAGGGAGUACUAUCGUUCAACUUCUGAACAAAUAGACAGGGAACAGUUCAUGUAUUUUGUUAAGAUUUCAAAAGAUUUUGUCACGAAGUAUUAUGGCACUAAAGCAAAGCAUUUUUAAAAAUUUGUUGAGAUGACUCGGUAAAGAAUUGAAGAUUUUUUGGAGGGAGUACGUUUUACACAGCUAAUGAUGAGCAAGUCUUAAACGCUUUCAGCGAGGGCCUUGCUCUGAUGUUACUCUCAACAGGUCUGUCUUUGUGCAUUCGGGCAGACACGGGAAGAGUGGAUGUGUAGACACAACAUGCAAAGCUUUGCAGACUCUCAAGAAGUCUUGACUUCUUUCCGAGUUAUUAGUAUAAUUAUUUGAUUAAAUAUUGUGCCAAAAAAAAAUCAA